Molecule: messenger RNA, 420 nt
Organism: Dovyalis caffra
Lineage: Eukaryota; Viridiplantae; Streptophyta; Magnoliopsida; Malpighiales; Salicaceae
Source: the annotation of a GenBank genome assembly
AUGCGAGGCGAGCUACUCGUGUUGGUUAGAGUCGUGGAUGUUCGUGAGGAGAAGGAGUUAGAGAGAGCUUGGUGUGGGGUUGUUGGGGCUGUCUAUAGAUGGUUGUACUUAGCGAGGCAAGCUAAUGUGGUGGUUAGAGUGAGGGAGUUGGUCGGUGGAAUGCUUAUGGCAUGGGCAAGGAAGGGAGGAAGGGAAAAGCUACGAGCUUGCGAGUGUGAGGAGUUGGCUCGUGGGGAGAGGGCCGGAGGCGAGUGUUUGUGGGCUGGCAUGGAGGAUGUAGCUUGCAAGCCGGUGCUUGUGUGUGGGGGUAUUGGUUGGUGUUUGGGCAAGGAGAGGGCUGGAUUUGGUUGUGGGCUAGUGUGUGUGUGGUGUGGGGCUCGGGCUAGUUGUCUGGUGAGCUAUGGGUUUUUGGGAGCUUAG